AGGACUACUCCGGCACGGCGGCGGGGCGCGUGAGCCAUUCGCUUGCGAUCCGAAUGACGCGGCGUCUAGUGGGCUGCCGUUCUGCAGGACGGCGGCGCCGAUUCCUGAAAGGGUAAAGGAUUUCAUCGGACGGCUGACAUUGCAAGAGAAGAUUCGAUUGCUGGUGAACAAUGCGGCGGGUGUGCCUCGCCUGGGGAUUCAGGGAUAUGAGUGGUGGUCGGAAGCCCUUCACGGCGUCUCAAAUGUCGGCCCCGGAAUUAAAUUCGGCGGCGAUUUUCCCGGCGCCACCGGCUUUCCUCAGGUCAUCACCACCGCUGCUUCUUUCAAUGCGUCACUUUGGGAAGCUAUCGGACGGGUUGUGUCGGACGAAGCCAGGGCGAUGUACAACGGCGGCGCUGCUGGACUGACUUACUGGAGCCCAAAUGUGAACAUAUUCCGAGAUCCACGGUGGGGCCGCGGCCAAGAAACUCCCGGCGAAGAUCCCUUGGUCGCUGGUACGUAUGCCAGCAGCUACGUGAGAGGCCUUCAGGGCAACGACGGCAACCGCCUCAAAGUCGCCGCUUGCUGCAAGCACUUCACCGCCUAUGAUUUGGACAACUGGAACGGCACCGACCGGUUUCACUUCAACGCCAAGGUUACUCGACAAGACAGAGUGGACACAUUUGAUGUGCCGUUCAGGAUGUGCGUGAAGGAAGGGAAAGUGGCGAGCGUUAUGUGUUCGUACAAUCAGGUCAACGGCGUCCCCACAUGCGCUGACCCUAAUUUGCUCAAGGGAACCAUACGCGAUCAGUGGCGCCUCAAUGGCUACAUCGUCUCCGACUGCGAUUCCGUCGGAGUCUUUUUCGACAACCAACACUACACGUCCACGGCGGAGGAGGCGGCGGCGGACGCCAUUAAAGCCGGCUUGGACUUGGACUGUGGACCCUUUUUAGCUGUCCACACGGAAGACGCUGUGAAGAAAGGAUUGCUGACUGAAACGGACGUCGACAACGCUCUCAUUAACACGGUCUCCGUUCAAAUGAGGCUUGGAAUGUUUGACGGAGCGCCGUCGUCUCAGUCGUACGGAAAUUUAGGCCCCAAAGACGUUUGUUCUCCGCCCCACCAACAGCUCGCCCUCGACGCCGCCCGACAGGGCAUCGUCCUGCUCGAGAACCGCCACUCCACUUUGCCCUUGUCCGCCAAUCGCCACCGUACCGUCGCCGUUAUUGGGCCGAACUCCGACGUCAAUCUCACCAUGAUUGGCAACUAUGCUGGUGUGGCGUGUGGGUACGUAACGCCACUGGAAGGAAUAGCAAGGUACACGGCGGUCAUCCACCAGAAAGGCUGCGACGGCGUGGCAUGUCCGACAGAGGAUUCCUUCGGUGACGCCAUUGCCGCUGCGAGAAGCGCCGACGCGACGGUCUUGGUGGUGGGGUUGGACCAAUCCAUCGAGGCAGAAACCAUAGACAGAGACGGGUUGUUGCUACCGGGACGGCAACAGGACCUUGUUUCGAAAGUUGCUGCAGCUUCUCGGGGGCCGACCGUGUUGGUUCUGAUGUCCGGAGGUCCAAUUGAUGUGUCUUUUGCUAAGGAUGAUCCUCGAAUUUCUGCAAUUUUGUGGGCUGGGUACCCUGGUCAGGCCGGUGGCGCCGCCAUUGCUGAUGUUCUGUUUGGAACAACAAAUCCAGGUGGAAGACUACCAAUGACAUGGUACCCACAAUCCUACCUGUCCAACUUACCGAUGACAACCAUGGCAAUGCGGUCAACUCCAUCCUACCCCGGCAGAACCUACCGUUUCUACGCCGGUCCGGUGGUUUACCCUUUCGGCCACGGCUUAAGCUACUCAAAUUUCAUCAACAAAAUCAUCAAAGCCCCCACCACCGUCAAAGUCCCCCUCUCCGGCCACCACCACCACCACCACCACCACCAAUCUCAAUCCGCCGCUUCCCUCUCCAGCAAGGCAAUCCGAGUCACCCACGCUAAAUGCCAAAACCUCUCUGUAGUCAUCCAUGUCGACGUGGCAAACAAAGGCGACAGAGACGGGUCACAAACACUACUCGUAUUCGCAACCCCGCCAGCUAGCAGUGGCAGGUGGGUACCACGCAAGCAAUUGGUGGCAUUCGAGAAAGUCCACCUCGCAGCCGGAACAAGGCGGCGCGUGCAAGUCCACAUCCAUGUUUGCAAGUAUUUGAGCGUGGUGGAUAAAUCAGGGGCGAGAAGGAUAUCGAUGGGCGAACAUGAUAUUCAUAUUGGUGAUACUAAGCUUACAGUGUUGCUCCAACCUGAGACAUAGAGAAAAAAGAACAAUAAAGUGAUGAAAUGGGGUUUGGGCCUAAAAGAAGGCCCAUUAAAUUCAAACCAUCAUAUCUCUUCCUUCU
This is a messenger RNA of Cucurbita pepo subsp. pepo (vegetable marrow), 2357 nucleotides long. RefSeq names its product putative beta-D-xylosidase 2. NCBI's taxonomy places the organism in Eukaryota, Viridiplantae, Streptophyta, Magnoliopsida, Cucurbitales, Cucurbitaceae. The record is from RefSeq and is a predicted model, not a curated record. Gene Ontology annotation, molecular function: alpha-L-arabinofuranosidase activity; xylan 1,4-beta-xylosidase activity. Gene Ontology annotation, biological process: arabinan catabolic process; xylan catabolic process.